AUGGGCAUAAGCAAGCUGACUGCAGAAGUAGAAAACAAUAUUGCUCCUACUGUGCAGAAGAACAUGGGAACCGUGAUUGCACAGCCCAACAACCACAGUGUAUCAACUGUGGUGAGGCCAACUCCCGCUAUGGCACCAAAUACAGCUACUUCCAUCCAGCCUAUGCUCCAGAAUGCCCACAAUACACCCACAAUACCAGCGCAAGAUAUUUUGGCUACUACACAGUUUCUUACAGAUACCCUGCAAAAGAUUAAAAUUCCUCUUAAAAUAAUUACAGGCGAUUAUAAUGCCCACAACACGGUUUGGGGGUAUGCUUCUACGAAUGACAAAGGAAGCCUUCUGGAGGAUUUUCUGUCUGCUAAUCAUCUUGUUUUACAUAACACAGCAGACGCGCCUCCGACAUAUGACAGAAUCUACGCACAAGGCUGGCCUGAUUUGACGGUCAGUUCAGCCUCAGCUGCGCCAUUAAUACAAAAUUGGAGGGUUAAUGAUGAAAUUAGCUUAAGCGACCAUCGUUACAUUACUUUCUCAAUAGAGCAACCGACGACAAUUAAUAUUAUUCGUCGUUACAACCUACCUGGUAGGCGUAAACGUGCUUUUACUACUAGAGUCAAGAAUUUGAUUGAAGGUAUUGAACAACAGCUAACUCAAGCGAACUCUAGAGACGAAUUGGAGAAUUUCACAGUGACUCUACAAAAGUGUAUACAGCAAGCGUGUGAUGACAUAUUGCCACAGCGUAGUACUAAAAAACUGACUACGAUCAAUUGGUGGAGUAGUGAACUUCGUAUUCAGCAGAGGCAAUGUCGCGCAUUACGUCGAAGGUUAAAGACUGAGCGUAGACUAAACCUUCCAGCUAACACCCUCCCAAUUUAUCAACAGGCAAGAGCGAAGUACAAACGUUCAAUUUUGCAGGCUAAAAUCAAUUCAUGGCAUGCUUUUUGUACAGAGUCACAAAACAUCUAUGGUAUUCAUCAUAAGAUUAUGACUGGAAAGCUGUUUAGGCCUGCCCCAGUUACACAUCCCUACACGAAUAAAUGUUACUCAGGACUACACAAGGGAAACAUUAAUACAGAUCCUGGAUUCCGUCUUCAGUCAGGAUGA
Messenger RNA from Stegodyphus dumicola, 1101 nucleotides. RefSeq lists its product as uncharacterized. NCBI's taxonomy places the organism in Eukaryota, Metazoa, Arthropoda, Arachnida, Araneae, Eresidae. The record is from RefSeq and is a predicted model, not a curated record.